AUGAUUGUUUUUAUAUCAGUAUGGGUAUUGUGUUUAAUAAAUGUUAUGGCAUAUUGUAUUAGUUUGAAUAAAUAUAAAUUUAUAAAAUCAUAUAAUUUAUAUAAUAAAAGGAAAUGUCAAAAAAAUGUAUUAUAUGGGAUUCCAAGGAUGUAUAAAUGGCUAACUUCUUAUUACCCAACAGUGAGAGAAGAAUUAAUAAAUAAUGAGAAACAAAAAUCAGUUGAUAUAUUUUAUAUUGAUAUGAAUGGUGUUAUACAUCAUUGUACUCAUGCCAAUAAAGAGAAGUUACCUAUAUAUGAUGAACAUGAACUAUUUUCAAAUAUUUUACAAUAUUUAAAAAAUUUAUUUUAUUUGAUAAAACCAAAGAAACUGAUAUAUAUAGGUGUAGAUGGAGUGUCACCAAAGGCAAAAAUGAAUCAACAAAGAAAGAGGAGAUUUCUUAGUAUCUUCAAAAUUAAUGAUAAUGAUAAUACGUCUAAUUUGUUUAACCCUAAUUGUAUAACAACUGGAACAGAUUUUAUGUAUAAAAUUAAUUUGUCAUUAAAUAAAUGGUUCAAAAUCUUGAAGAAAAAAAAAAUUUUCGAAUUUGAUGUUAUUUUUUCUGGUUCGGACGUAGCUGGCGAGGGAGAACACAAAAUUUUGAAAUACAUAAGAGAGAACUGUAAGAGAGAUAGUAACUUUAAAAAUUAUAAUCAUUGUAUAUACGGACUGGAUGCAGAUCUCAUUAUGCUGUCGCUUGUUACCCAUCUGAACAAUAUUUUUAUUUUGAGAGAUAAAUUUAAAAUAAGUAAUGAUUUACAAAAUAAUAUGUUAGAAAAUAUCGAAAGAACACAAGACACUUUUAUUAAUGAGGAAUAUAAUUCUUCUAAUGAAGAUCAAAAUGAUAACAUAAAUUAUAAGGAGGAAGGAGAAAACACGCAACUGCAUGAAAAAAGUAAAACAAACGAAUCUCUUGUAAAAGAAGAAAAUAAUAUUGAGAAUGAAAAUAAUGAUGAGAUAAAUAAUUCGGAAGAUAUGAACAAUAUUUUAGGUGGAUAUAAAAUUCCUUUUUUUCCAAAGGUUCAUAAAUAUACAAAAGAAUAUUAUAUAAAUUAUGAAAGCUUAAAUAGUAACGACUUUGAAAUAUUAGACAUAUAUAAAUUGAGGAAUUCUAUUAAGACACAAAUAGCUACAUAUAUAAAUAAAUUAAAAAAAGAAAAAAAUAUCGUCUUCAGUAUAAGCAGAGUGGUUGAUGAUAUUGUAUUUUUAUCUUUUCUGGUUGGUAAUGAUUUUCUUCCCCACAUACCAAACAUUGAUAUUAAUGAAGGAUCUAUGAACGAAAUUUUGAAUUCAUAUAUCUUUUAUAUCUAUAAAUAUUCGAAUUAUAUAACAUAUAAGGAUAAAGUACAUAUAGAACGACUAAAAAUUAUUUUAAAAAUUUUAAGUGCUCAAGAAUUUGAAUAUUUUAAGAAAAGGGGAAUUAAUGAAAAUAUUAGUGAAUUUACGGAUGAACAGAAAUAUAAAAAAUAUUAUUAUCUCCAUAAAUUUGGUCUCGAAGAUCCAAAGGAAAUACAAAAAAUUGUAAAAAAAUAUAUAGAAGGAUUAUUUUGGAAUUUACAUUACUAUCAUUUUGGAUGUGCCAGUUGGUAUUGGGAAUAUCCAUAUCACUAUGCUCCUCUAUGUAGCGAUUUGUUAAGUUUUGAGAAAUCGGAUUUCUUUUUUGAAAAGGGUAAGCCCUAUUCAGCAUUUACACAUUUGAUAAGUGUGCUACCUCAGAAGGAUAAGAAUUUGCUUCCGGAUGCAUACAAAAAUAUUUAUGUGGAAGAUGAAGUAAAGUCAUUUUUCCCUGAAAACGUAAAAAUUGAUCCAAAUGGAAAAAAAGAAACAUGGGAAUAUAUUGUUCACUUGCCUUUCAUAAACUGCAAUAUGAUUAAUAAAAUAAUAACAGAAAAAAGUAAAACGAUCUCCAAGUUGAAAUACAAAUUAAGGGAAUUGAAUGGAAGAGAACAUAGAUAUUAA
This is a messenger RNA of Plasmodium adleri (nom. inval.), 1998 nucleotides long. Its product is annotated as exonuclease, putative. The transcript is spliced from 7 exons. Lineage: Eukaryota; Apicomplexa; Aconoidasida; Haemosporida; Plasmodiidae. Bases 1 to 1998 code for a protein of 665 amino acids. The record is from RefSeq and is a predicted model, not a curated record. Gene Ontology annotation, cellular component: nucleus. Gene Ontology annotation, molecular function: RNA binding; 5'-3' RNA exonuclease activity. Gene Ontology annotation, biological process: intein-mediated protein splicing; nuclear-transcribed mRNA catabolic process.